Messenger RNA from Scedosporium apiospermum, 2091 nucleotides. Its product is annotated as AMP-binding enzyme. NCBI's taxonomy places the organism in Eukaryota, Fungi, Ascomycota, Sordariomycetes, Microascales, Microascaceae. Bases 1 to 2091 code for a protein of 696 amino acids. Gene Ontology annotation, molecular function: long-chain fatty acid-CoA ligase activity. The record is from RefSeq and is a predicted model, not a curated record. The transcript has 4 exons. Gene Ontology annotation, biological process: long-chain fatty-acyl-CoA metabolic process; long-chain fatty acid metabolic process. Gene Ontology annotation, cellular component: endoplasmic reticulum; lipid droplet; plasma membrane.
AUGACGUACACCUCGGGAAUUAUGCCUCUGAAGCAGGUCAGGAAGCCUCCCUUCACCAUCGAGGCCCCCGGCUACGAACCCGUCCCAGGCGAGACCCUCCCCCGUCGCCAUCCCAAGGCCAAGGAUGGCCUCAUCACCAACCCCGCCGAAGGCGUCCAUACCGUCUUCGACAUUAUCAAGCGCAGCGCUUCCCUCUGGCCUGAGGGCAACGCCGUCGGUAGCCGCGACCUCAUCCAGAUGCACACCGAGACCAAGAGGGUCCAAAAGAUCGUUGACGGCGAGGUUACCGAAGUCGACAAGAAAUGGAACCUAUUUGAGCUCAGUCCCUACACUUUCCUGACCUAUAAGGAAUAUAUGCAGUACAUUCUCGACCUUGGUGCUGGUCUGAGGAAGGUUGGCCUUAACCCCGGCGAUAGGCUGCAUUUCUAUGCUGCCACCAGCUACAACUGGCUCGCCAUGUCCCACGCUUCCUCUUCUCAGUCUAUCGCCAUUGUCACCGCCUACGACUCUUUGGGUUCCGCCGGCGUCGAACACACUCUCGUCCAGUCCAAGGUCAGCGCUAUUUACGUCGAUCCUCAGCUCCUCAAGACCAUGUCUUCUGCUCUCAAGGCCGCCCCUCAUAUUACGACCGUCGUCUACAAUGACAAGUCCAUCUUCGCCAAGCCAGACCACUCCGAAGUCGACGACUUCAAGAAGGAAAACCCCAACCUCACCGUCUAUAGUAUUUCCGAGCUUCGCGAGCUUGGCCAGAAGAACCCCGUCGACACCGUUCUCCCUCAACCCGAAGACCUGUACUGCCUCAUGUACACAUCGGGCUCUACUGGCCCGCCCAAGGGUGUCCCCAUGACUCACGCUGGAAUUGUUGCUGCUAUCGCUGGUCUUUACACUUGUGUCGAGGAAACCGUCAGCAACAAUGAAGUCAUCCUCGCGUACCUCCCGCUAGCCCACAUUUUCGAACUCUGUCUUGAGAACCUCGUGCUCGUUAUUGGCGGCACUCUUGGCUAUGGCAGCCCCCGGACUCUCUCGGACGUGUCGGUGAAGAACUGCGCUGGUGACAUGCGCGAGCUGCGACCUACCGUCAUGGUUGGCGUGCCCCAGGUCUGGGAGACCGUCCGAAAGGGCGUCACGUCCAAGGUUCAGGGUUCUGGCCCCAUUGUCCGAGCUCUCUUCUGGGGGGCCUUCGGUUACAAGUCUUUCAUGACCGCCCACGGUCUCCCCGCUGCCAGCAUUCUCGACGGUAUCGUCUUCAAGAAGGUCCGAGAUAUGACAGGCGGCCGUCUGCGGUUCAUUAUGAAUGGUGCCAGCGGCAUCGCCGAUGGCACGAAGCACUUCCUGUCCAUGGUCCUCGCCCCCAUGCUUACCGGAUAUGGCUUGACUGAGACCGGCGCCAACGGAGCGCUCGGCUCGCCUCUGGAGUACACGUCCCACGCCAUCGGUCCCAUCCCCGCCUCCGUCGACGUCAAGCUUGUCUCUAUUCCCGAGCUUGGCUACAGCACCGACUCGAACCCUCCCCAGGGUGAGAUUCUUGUCAAGGGCCCCGCUGUGUUCCAGGAAUACUAUGAAAACCCCGAGGAGACGGCCAAGGCCAAGACGGCUGACGGCUGGUUCAAGACGGGUGACGUUGGCGAGUUCGAUGCCGACGGUCACCUCAAGGUGAUCGAUCGCGUCAAGAACCUCGUCAAGAUGCAGGGCGGUGAGUACAUCGCCCUCGAGAAGCUCGAGUCCAUCUACCGAGGCAGCAACCUCGUCCACAACAUCAUGAUUGAGGGUAACAGCGAGUACCCCCGUCCCAUUGCCAUCAUCUUCCCCAACGAGAAGCUGUUUGCCGAGAAGGCCGAGGAGCUUGGUGUCGAUGAGCAUAGCAUGUAUCACGACCACAGCAUGGUGAACUGGGUCUUCAAGGACAUGCUUGCUCAUGCCAGGAAGGCGAACCUUUCUCCCAUCGAGAUGAUUGCCGGCCUCGUCAUUACCGAUGAGGAGUGGACCCCCAUCAACGGCCUCGUCACUGCCACGCAAAAGGUAAACCGAAAGGUCGUCCGGACACAGUACAAGAAGGAGAUCGAAGAGUGCUUCGCCAAGCAAAACUUUUAG